AACCAAACACCAUACUCGAUCUUUCACUUCCAAACCCUAGCAUUCCAAACAUUUUCGAAAAACAAGUUACGCAGAUUUGAAUGUUUUUAUUUUUUAUUUCAUUAUCUACCGUAGAUUCAUUUAAUCAACGGCGUUGAUCGAAUUACCAUUUUCAACAGCCCUCAAAAGCUUUAGAUUCUGAGUUUUUGAUCGAUUUGUUCAGUUAUGGCGUCUCGAAACCAGAACAGACCUCCGCGGAGUCCGUAUUCUAAGAAAGAGGGAGAUAUUCCGUUGGAUAAGAAAAGGAAGAUAGAAGCUGGGAGGAUGGCGGCCACGAAUACUCGAAGCACUCGUCGGGCGUUUGCAGUUGUUAAUAAGCAAGAUGUUUCAGCUGCAAGUGAUAUGGGAAGCACUGAGGGCUCAGAAAGCGGAGAUGUAGAGUUUACAAAAGAAGAAGCUGAAGCCCUGUUGAAUGAGAAGCCCAAAGCAAAGAAAUUUGAUCUUAAGGCCAAAAUGGAGCAAAUGAUAGAGCACAACAAAAGGCUCAGGCUUUGUGUAAGAUGGUUUUUGAAAGUUGAUGGAAAUCACAUUCUCGAGAAGGAAAAUAUUCGAAAAGAACUUGAAUGUGCAGAGAAAAAAUGCUAUGAUACCGAAAUGGAGAUGAAAAAUAGGGAGGCUGAGUUCAAUACAACUAUUAUGGAGUUGAGAGAAGAAAGUGGCUCUCUACAAGAGAAAGUAGCAAAGGAAGAAUCUGAGAAGAUAGAUGCAAUUGAAAAUCAUAGAAAGGAAAAUAAAGCUAGGAUUUCUGUUGAAAAGUUGCAAGCUUCCCUCACGGAACAGCUUGAAAAAGCUCAGCAAGAUACUGAAGCUGCCAACCAGAGGGCUUCCUCCCUUGAUGAUAUGUACAAGCGUUUGCAGGAGUACAACCAGAGUCUACAGCUUUACAAUGCUAAACUGCAGAAAGAUCUUGAAACAGUGAAUGAAUCACUCAAAAAGAUAGAAAAGGAGAAGUUGACUAUUGUGGAAAAUCUAAGUGCUUUAAGAGGUCACUAUAAUUCAUUGCAAGAUCAACUGACUCUGUCCAGAACUUCUCAAGCUGAGGCUGUAAAUCAGAAAGAAUCAUUAGUUAAUGAAGUCAAAUGCCUUCGAGGAGAAUUACAACAAGUAAGAGAGGAUCGUGAUCGCCAGGUAGUGCAGGUGCAUGCCUUAACUGCUGAAAUAGCAAAGUACCAAGAAAGUACGGGAAAAUCUUUAACAGAGUUGGAUUGCUUGACAACAAAGUCAAAGACCCUAGAGGAGACAUGUUCUUACCAAAGGGAACAAAUACGAAUUUUGGAGCUUCAACUGUCUGCUGCAAAUGAAAAACUAAAGAGGGCUGAUUUUUCAGCUUUGGAAACGCAAACACAAUUUGAAGAUCAAAAGAAAACUGUACACGAACUGCAAGAUCGGUUGGUAGAUGCUGAACGUCAACUUACUGAAGCAGAGAAAUUAAGAAAAAAAUUGCACAAUACAAUUCAGGAGCUCAAAGGGAACAUUCGAGUGUUUUGCCGAGUUCGUCCUUUGCUGCCAGAUGAUGGUGUUGGGACAGAUGCCUCAGUCAUCUCUUAUCCUACAUCAGUGGAAGGCCUUGGCCGGGGCAUUGACUUAAUACAAAGUGGGCAAAAGAUUCCGUUCACAUUUGACAAAGUAUUCAGUCAUGACGCUUCCCAACAAGAUGUCUUUGUUGAAAUAUCGCAGUUGGUACAGAGUGCCCUUGAUGGCUAUAAGGUAUGCAUAUUUGCUUACGGUCAGACAGGUUCAGGUAAAACAUAUACCAUGAUGGGUAGGCCAGAAGCUCCUGAGCAAAAAGGAUUGAUUCCACGUUCAUUGGAACAGAUAUUCCAAACUAGUCAAUCACUCUCAGCACAAGGUUGGAAAUAUAGAAUGCAGGCCUCAAUGUUGGAAAUCUACAAUGAGACUAUCCGAGAUUUACUGACAGUGAAUAAAUCUAGUGGUUUAGAUUUGGCACGUGUUGAAAAUGGUGUUCCUGGAAAGCAAUACACCAUUAAACAUGAUGCUAACGGGAAUACACAUGUCAGUGACCUCACCGUUGUUGAUGUUAGCAGUAUAUCAGAGAUUUCUUCUCUUUUACGGCAGGCUGCACAAAGCAGGUCUGUGGGUAAGACACAAAUGAAUGAGUACUCAUCAAGAAGUCAUUUUGUAUUUACAUUAAGAAUAUCUGGGAUAAAUGAGACAACUGAACAACAGGUUCAGGGUGUGUUAAACCUCAUUGAUCUUGCUGGAAGCGAGCGACUAUCAAAGAGCGGAGCUACUGGAGACCGGUUGAAGGAAACUCAGGCAAUAAAUAAAAGUUUAUCAUCUUUGAGUGAUGUUAUAUUUGCAUUGGCGAGGAAGGAGGAUCAUGUUCCAUAUAGGAACUCCAAGUUGACAUACCUUCUUCAGCCUUGUCUAGGUGGGGACUCAAAAACCUUAAUGUUUGUUAAUAUAUCACCCGAUCCCUCGUCAAUGGGUGAAUCGCUUUGUUCUCUGCGAUUCGCUGCUAGAGUGAAUACAUGUGAAAUUGGGGUCCCUCGGCGCCAAACGUCUCUGCGAUCUGCUGCUGAUAGUCGCUUGAGUUGCGGUUGAAUGUGAAUGUUUUCGUUUCAUAAUUUGUAGGUUAGCAAUUGUUAUUGACAAGGGAGAUUGAUGUUUGUGAUGCAUUGGUUUGAUAUCAUUAAUCUCAGCCAAUGUGUGUUGUUCUGAUGAGAAUUGGUAGAGCUUAUUAACAUGUACACCUGAAUGUUGUACGACAAAGUUCAUUUGGUGGUGAACCCAAUGUAGAAGUAGUUAUGUUGGAGACAUUCAAUUGAUUAUCUGUCUAACACUGCUUAAUUGAUCAACAAUUGUAAUAUAUUUUAUUGACUUGAUUAAUGGCCAAUUAGUUAUCAUGA
Molecule: messenger RNA, 2909 nt
Organism: Mangifera indica (mango)
Lineage: Eukaryota; Viridiplantae; Streptophyta; Magnoliopsida; Sapindales; Anacardiaceae
Product: kinesin-like protein KIN-14C
Exons: 17
Coding region: 205-2604 (799 amino acids)
Biological process (GO): microtubule-based movement
Molecular function (GO): microtubule motor activity; ATP binding; microtubule binding
Source: RefSeq, a predicted model, not a curated record